Micropterus dolomieu (smallmouth bass) is the source of this 7250-nucleotide messenger RNA. RefSeq names its product ADP-ribosylation factor guanine nucleotide-exchange factor 1 (brefeldin A-inhibited) (gene arfgef1). Gene Ontology annotation, biological process: regulation of ARF protein signal transduction. Gene Ontology annotation, molecular function: guanyl-nucleotide exchange factor activity. The transcript has 40 exons. The record is from RefSeq and is a predicted model, not a curated record. Lineage: Eukaryota; Metazoa; Chordata; Actinopteri; Centrarchiformes; Centrarchidae. The coding region runs from base 184 to 6045 and encodes 1953 amino acids.
CAACAUGGCGCAGGAGGCAGGUCGUUAAUGGAAAUCUGAGGGAUUUACCCCACCUUCUGUGUUUAUUUAUGUUUGUCUGUUAGGGACUCUGCGGCUGACAUUUGUAGAGGAAUACAUCUCCAUUCGAGGCGGCUGCAGCCCACCUUGGGACCAGGCACACCUCGCCCAAAAUUCCGGUGCGACAUGUUUGAGGGCAAAAAGACGAAAAACAUGUUCCUUACACGAGCUUUGGAAAAGAUCCUGGCCGACAAGGAGGUGAAAAAGGCUCACCAUUCGCAAUUGCGUAAAGCCUGUGAGGUGGCACUUGAGGAAAUCAAAGAGGAAUCAGAAAAAUUAAGUCCACCCAGUGGAGACGGCAAAUCAGGUUCCAGCACUUUACCGCCAAUCAAAUCAAAGACCAACUUCAUUGAAGCUGACAAGUACUUCUUGCCGUUUGAGCUGGCAUGUCAGUCCAAAUGUCCCCGAAUCGUCAUCACCUCGCUAGACUGUUUACAGAAGCUGAUAGCAUACGGCCACCUGACAGGCAGCGCCCCGGACAGCACAGCUCCGGGCAAGAAGCUCAUCGACAGGAUCAUCGAGACCAUCUGCGCUUGUUUCCAAGGGCCGCAGACUGAUGAGGGCGUGCAACUACAGAUUAUUAAGGCUCUGUUGACAGCGGUGACCUCCCAGCACAUAGAAAUCCAUGAGGGCACCGUGCUGCAGGCGGUCCGCACGUGUUACAACAUCUACCUGGCCAGCAAGAAUCUCAUCAACCAGACCACAGCCAAGGCCACGCUCACACAGAUGCUCAACGUCAUCUUCGCACGCAUGGAGAACCAAGCACUGCAGGAAGCAAAGCAGCUGGAGCGAGAGCGUCACCGGCAGCAUUCCCCGGUUACCCAGCACACUGAGCCUGACUCCCCCCAGCUCCAGACUCACACCCACCUGCCGGCCAAGGGUCCGAACCAGGAGGCCAACGGGCCCGUCAGCCCUCCGACUCCCAGCAUCACCAUCCCAUCCACCCCGUCCACCCCCUCGACACCUGCCCUGGAGGGCAGCAGCAGGUCUGUGUCUGGGGAGCAGGAGGAGCAGAGGGAGCAAGGGGAGCAGGGGCCGGUCUAUGAGAGCCCAGAUCCAGAAAAUGGCUCUGAUUUCUGCGUGGCUGAAAAUGAACAGACUGAGGCAGAUCAAGCUACUGCAGCAGCGCAGAAUACAGCAGCCCAGCAGCAUCCAGAGGCAUGUGAGGAGGAGGACGAGGAGACCCCAAACUAUGAGGAGAAAGCCCAGGAGAUAGUCCAGAGUAUUCUGCAGGAGGUGGUCAAUACUGUUGCGGGAGCCCCUCCCUGCUCCGUUAUCACCACAGGGCACUGCUUGGACCCCACAAACCUCUGCUCUGACACCAAGGAUUCCGGUGGCGAGGGCGAGCUGGCAGAGUCGGAGCCCGCUGAAGCGGUGACAGAGAGGACCCAGAGCUCCAUGGAGGAUGAGGGCACCCUGGGUAGCGACAGCGAGCACGUCCAUGCCAACGGCAUCCCCGGCACACCUAUUUCUGCCAGCUUCACCCCCUCGCUGCCUGAUGACAGACUGUCUGUCUCGUCCAAUGACACUCAGGAGUCAGGAGCAGCACCCGGCCAGCCGCCAGGUGCAAAAUUUUCCCACAUCCUCCAGAAAGAUGCAUUCCUUGUCUUUCGCUCACUCUGUAAGCUGUCAAUGAAGCCGCUGUCAGAUGGACCACCUGAUCCCAAACAAUUUACCAUGAGAAUGAAUAAGUACUUUACGUCCCACGAGCUGCGAUCAAAGGUCUUGUCCCUCCAGCUGCUCCUGUCCAUCCUGCAGAAUGCCGGGCCGGUCUUCAAGACUAAUGAGAUGUUCAUCAACGCCAUCAAGCAGUACCUGUGCGUGGCCCUGUCCAAGAAUGGCGUCUCCUCCGUGCCUGAGGUCUUCGAGCUCUCGCUCUCUAUUUUCCUCACUCUCCUCUCCCACUUCAAGACGCACCUCAAGAUGCAAAUCGAGGUGUUCUUCAAGGAGAUUUUCCUGUACAUUCUUGAGACGUCCACAAGCUCCUACGACCACAAGUGGAUGGUCAUUCAAACCCUCACUAGAAUAUGCGCAGAUGCCCAGAGCGUGGUGGACAUCUACGUGAACUACGAUUGUGACUUGAAUGCUGCUAACAUAUUUGAGCGGUUGGUCAACGACCUCUCGAAAAUUGCGCAGGGCCGAGGUGGCCAUGAACUUGGCACAACGCCACUACAGGAGUUGACCCUGAGAAAGAAGGGCCUUGAAUGUCUAGUGUCCAUCCUGAAAUGUAUGGUUGAAUGGAGUAAAGACCAAUAUGUCAACCCCAACUCCCAGACCAGCCUCGGCCAAGAGAAACCACCAGAACAUGAGAGCACAGAGACCAAGGCCCCGGAGACCAUAAACCGCUAUGGGAGCAUUAACUCUUUGGACUCCACGGCCUCGUCUGGCAUCGGCAGCUACAGCACCCAGAUGUCAGGUACUGACAACCCAGAGCAGUUUGAGGUCCUCAAACAGCAAAAAGAGAUCAUCGAGCAAGGCAUUGACCUGUUCAACAAGAAACCAAAGAGAGGAAUCCAGUACCUUCAAGAACAAGGCAUGCUGGGUACAACCCCAGAGGAUCUUGCUCAGUUCUUGCACCAGGAAGAGAGGCUUGAUUCGACUCAAGUUGGAGAAUUCCUUGGGGAUAAUGACCGUUUCAAUAAAGAGGUGAUGUACGCCUACGUGGAUCAAAUGGACUUCCAGGGCAAAGAUUUUGUUUCUGCGCUAAGGAUGUUCCUGGAGGGCUUUCGGCUCCCUGGAGAGGCCCAGAAGAUCGACCGGCUCAUGGAAAAGUUUGCAGCAAGAUAUCUUGAAUGCAAUCAGGGACAAACCCUCUUUGCUAGUGCAGACACCGCAUAUGUCCUUGCCUACUCUAUCAUUAUGUUGACAACGGACCUUCACAGUCCACAGGUGAAGAAUAAAAUGACAAAAGAGCAAUACAUCAAGAUGAACCGCGGCAUCAACGAUAGCAAAGACCUACCUGAGGAAUAUCUCUCAGCCAUCUACGAUGAGAUUGCGGGAAAAAAGAUUGCCAUGAAGGAGACCAAAGAGCUCACCAUGAAAUCCAACAAGCACAGUGUGGCCAGCGAGAAGCAGAGGCGUCUGCUGUACAACGUGGAGAUGGAGCAGAUGGCCAAGACGGCCAAAGCUCUGAUGGAGGCCGUCAGCCACGUCCAGGCUCCCUUCACCAGCGCCACACAUCUGGAGCACGUCAGGCCCAUGUUCAAGCUGGCAUGGACCCCCUUCCUGGCUGCAUUCAGCGUAGGCCUUCAGGACUGUGACGACACCGAGGUGGCCUCGCUGUGUCUGGAGGGCAUCCGUUGUGCAAUCAGGAUAGCAUGCAUCUUCUCCAUACAGUUGGAGAGGGAUGCCUAUGUGCAGGCUCUGGCAAGGUUCACCCUGCUGACGGCCAGCUCGGGUAUCUCCGAAAUGAAGCAGAAGAACAUUGACACCAUCAAGACCCUCAUCACUGUGGCCCACACUGACGGCAACUACCUGGGCAACUCCUGGCACGAGAUCAUGAAGUGCAUAAGUCAGCUGGAGCUGGCUCAGCUGAUUGGCACAGGGGUGAAGGCACGCUAUAUCUCAGGGACGGUGCGGGGCAAAGAGGGCUUCCUUACAACUACGAAGGAGCAGAGCAGUGAUGAGUACCUUGGUCUAGUUGGAGGGACAGUGGACCGUAAGCAGAUCGCCAGCAUUCAGGAGUCCAUCGGCGAGACCAGCUCUCAGAGUGUGGUGGUGGCUGUGGACAGGAUAUUCACCGGUUCCACCAGACUGGAUGGUAAUGCAAUAGUUGAUUUUGUACGCUGGCUGUGUGCUGUGUCCAUGGAUGAGCUGGCCUCGCCCACACACCCACGUAUGUUCAGCCUGCAAAAAAUAGUUGAGAUCUCCUACUACAACAUGGGCCGCAUCAGGCUGCAGUGGUCCAGGAUCUGGGAGGUUAUCGGAGACCACUUCAACAAGGUUGGCUGUAAUUCCAAUGAAGAUGUGGCAAUUUUUGCAGUGGACUCUCUCAGGCAACUGUCCAUGAAGUUUUUGGAGAAGGGGGAGCUGGCCAACUUCAGAUUCCAGAAGGACUUUCUGAGGCCUUUUGAGCACAUCAUGAAAAAGAACAGGUCUCCCACCAUCAGAGACAUGGUGGUGCGCUGUAUAGCCCAGAUGGUUAACUCCCAGGCGGCAAACAUCCGCUCAGGCUGGAAGAACAUCUUCUCCGUCUUCCACCUGGCUGCUUCUGACCAGGACGAGAGCAUUGUAGAGCUGGCCUUCCAGACCACCGGCCAUAUCGUCACGAAUGUAUUUGAAAAGCACUUUGCGGCCACCAUCGACUCCUUCCAGGAUGCCGUUAAGUGUCUGUCGGAGUUUGCCUGUAAUGCCUCCUUCCCAGACACCAGCAUGGAAGCCAUCCGCCUCAUCCGACACUGCGCCAAAUACGUCUCAGAGAGGCCGCAGGCCUUCAAAGACUACACCAGUGAUGACAUGAACGUAGCGCCUGAGGACCGCGUGUGGGUGCGGGGGUGGUUCCCCAUUCUCUUUGAGCUCUCCUGCAUCAUCAACAGGUGUAAGCUGGAUGUCAGGACCAGGGGGCUGACGGUGAUGUUUGAAGUGAUGAAGACCUACGGGCACACCUUUGAGAAACACUGGUGGCAAGACCUGUUCAGAAUUGUCUUCAGGAUCUUUGACAACAUGAAGCUGCCUGAGCAACAGACUGAGAAAGCAGAGUGGAUGACCACCACCUGCAACCACGCACUUUACGCCAUCUGUGAUGUCUUCACCCAAUACUUUGAGUCCCUUAAUGACGUCCUGCUGGAUGACAUUCUGGCUCAGCUCUACUGGUGUGUGCAGCAAGAUAACGAGCAGCUUGCCCGUUCAGGCACUAACUGUCUAGAGAAUGUGGUCAUCCUGAAUGGGGAGAAAUUCUCCCCGGAGACCUGGGACAAGACGUGUAACUGCAUGCUGGACAUCUUCAAGACCACCAUCCCACACGUGCUGUUAACAUGGAGACCAGCAGGAGCAGAGGGAGAACACUUGACAACACAGAGCCUGUCAGACAAACAGCUGGACUCCAUUUCCCAGAAGUCAGUGGAUAUUCAGUCGCGCUCAGACGACCAGCAUUCUAUCAGCAGUGCCGAUAGGGUUGCCUUGGAGAACCGUCGGCAGAGUCAGUACAGCUCAGCCUCAGGCAUGUGUGAGGACGGCUCCAGGAGCAGGACCCCAACAAAGGUCCAGGAGCAGCGCUUAUUCUCAGCUUUGCUGAUAAAGUGUGUCGUGCAGCUGGAGUUGAUCCAGACUAUUGAUAACAUCGUGUUUUUUCCUGCCACCAGUAAGAAGGAGGAUGCUGAGAACUUUGCUGCUGCUCAGCGGGAUGCUGCGUUUGCAGCAGACGUCCCAGUGGAGACCCAGGACCAGGGCAUGUAUCGCUACCUGACUUCAGAACAGCUCUUCAAGCUGCUGGAUUGCCUGCUGGAGUCGCACCACUUCGCCAAGGCUUUCAAUUCCAACAACGAGCAGAGGACCUUAUUGUGGAAAGCAGGUUUCAAAGGAAAGUCGAAGCCCAACCUGUUGAAGCAGGAGACCAGCAGCCUAGCGUGUGGCCUGCGCAUCCUGUUUCGUAUGUACACAGAUGAGAGCCGCCAGGACGCCUGGGACGAGGUCCAGAGACGACUGCUCAAUGUGUGCAGUGAGGCCGUAGCGUACUUCUUGGCUCUGACCUCAGAAAGUCACAGAGAGGCCUGGACCAACCUGCUGCUGCUCUUCCUCACCAAGGUGCUCAAGAUCAGCGAUACGAGGUUCAAGGCUCAUGCGUCCAGAUACUACCCUCUGCUGUGUGAGAUCAUGCAGUUUGACCUCAUCCCCGAGCUCCGGGCAGUUCUACGAAAGUUUUACCUGCGCAUCGGCCUCGUGUUCCACAUCGCACAGCUGCCUGAGCCCGAACCAGACCCUCAGCCGGCACAUGCUGAGCAGGAGGCAGACACAGAGGUGGGGGAGGAAGCUGGGGAGGAGGCCCAGUGACGCUGCGCCACAGACAGCCUGGAACACAGAGCUCUACUGAGGCCUCUACCUCAGAUCCGUGCGACUGUGUGCUGUGGCUCCGUGUCACCUCAGGGCCCUACACGUGGCUUUUGCCGAACACUUGACUUAAAUAGCUGAUUGGCUAUCUGCUACCACCCACCUGCACCCUUAACCCAGUCACCACACACACACACACACACACACACACACACACACACACACACACACACACAUACAGAUGCGCCUAUACACAAACAGCCCAGACGGAGUACUUGAUAUCACAAUGAAAACAGUAAUGUCUUGUACAAGGUGUAGCGAUGUCUCCACUGGAUAAAACUACUGAUAAACAACUGACAGUUAUCCAUAUCUCUGAUCUGCUCAGAAGGAAUAAAUUUCAAAAAUUGUGUGCUUCUUACUGUAUAUUUAAAAAGCAAAGAAUGGAUGGUUUCAACCACAUGCAAAAGACAUAUUUAGUAACUAUGAAAUGUGACAUUUGUCACACAUUGAUAGUAAUGAUUCUUCUGUCUACACAGCAGACGGCUAACAUUAGUAUUGAUAGCCUCUUGAUAAAACUAGUUGUACAGAUCUGCCGCUAUGUAAUAUAUUAUAACACUAGAUUUCAUUUAUUUUUGUUUAUUUUUUUCCUCUGGAUUUGCUGCACUUGAUCUCUUUUUUGAACACACUGGAGAUUUUACUUUUGUGAUAAUUUAUUUGACUGUACCAUCUCCUGCAGAUUGUCCUAUACAGUAUGAUUUGUAAUUGAACAAGACCAUGGAAAGUGAAGGGUUAAAUUAUUCCAUUUUAUAUGUUCUUAGGUUUUUAUCAGAGAUUGAUGAUAACUGGGCUACUGAAACUGGAAGAUAAGAGGGCAACCUGAUGUUAGCUGCUUUUGAGUCACUAGGCUGUUUUUAUGUUUGAGUUUAAUUUUCACUUUUGUGUACAAAAUCAAAAGGUAAUAAUAUAUUUAAUGUUUUUUUUUUCUUUGGUUUGGGGAAAAGUAAUAUGUAUAGAGAAAAAUUACAAAUGUUAGCUGUGCUUUAAGUAUGAAUGGGAUGCAUUCCUGCUCAUGGAUGUAGAAAACAAAAUGUAUAUGAUACAGCAUUGUAAAGUUUUCUAUGUUGCAAAAAAGAUUAUGUACAACUUUCUGUACAAUACAUCAUCUGGCAUUCUAAUCAGGUUCUAGGUCAAUAAAGUUUUGAACUUGG